Molecule: messenger RNA, 1262 nt
Organism: Sphaerulina musiva SO2202
Lineage: Eukaryota; Fungi; Ascomycota; Dothideomycetes; Mycosphaerellales; Mycosphaerellaceae
Product: thymine dioxygenase
Exons: 3
Coding region: 163-1209 (348 amino acids)
Molecular function (GO): dioxygenase activity
Source: RefSeq, a predicted model, not a curated record
ACUCAUAUCAUUGCUGACCGAGCAUAGAACAUGUAGUUGUCUAUAGAUAUCACGACUAUCAGCUUUCCAUCAUCAUCAUCAUCAUCAUCAUCAUCAUCAUCAUCAUCAUCAUCCACCACAAGACUCUCUACCCUUAGGUUCCUCUUUCAUCACCACCCAACAAUGAAACCCCACGCCGUAUCCACCGCCGUCUCCGAAGCCAAUCUAGAAAUCCCACUCAUCGACUUCUCCGCAUUCUUGACCGGCGAUGCCGCAACCAAAAAAUCCACCGCCCAAGCCAUUCUCGCUGGCUUUCAGACUGCGGGUUUCGUGUAUUUGAGCAAACAUGGUGUGCCCGAAGAUGUGCUCGAGAAGACGUUUGCGGAAUCUGCGAAAUUUUUCAAGCGUCCGAGAGGCGAGAAGGAUGCUCUUGCUUGGACUACUCCGGAGGCAAAUAGAGGCUACAGUCAACCCGGCCGCGAAAAAGUCACCGACGCAGAAACCCCCGAAGAAAUCGAAGCAGUCCGCGCCAAAGAAGGCUCUGAUUUAAAAGAAUCUCUCGAAAUCGGCAAAGAAGGCGAACCCGGAAUGCCCAACCCUUGGCCACGACAAGAUGCAGCCGGUAUCCGUUUCCGCGAACAAAUGCUCCAAUUUUUCGACGAAUGCAAAAUUCUGCACAUCAACAUCAUGCGUGCCAUUGCCGUCGGAUUAAAUCUUGAAGAGAAAUGGUUCGAUCGUUAUUGUGAUGCGGGAGAUAAUACCUUGCGACUUUUGCAUUAUCCGGAAGUUCCUGCGGAUGUUUUUCGUCGUCGACAAGAACAACAAGAAAACGACGAUAAUGUCGUGGAGCAAGUUCGAGCGGGCGCACACACGGAUUAUGGAUCUAUUACAUGUUUAUUUCAGGACAUGGCGGGAGGUUUACAAGUGAAAUCUCCGACGGGGAAAUUUGUGAAUGCGACGCCUAUUGAGGGGACGGUGGUCGUGAAUGCGGGAGAUUUACUUGCUCGUUGGUCGAAUGAUGUGAUUAAAAGUACUGUGCAUCGGGUUGUGGAACCUCCGACCAAGUCGACGGUGCAUCCGGCGAGAUAUACGAUUCCUUACUUUUGUCACCCCAAUCACGAUAGCAUUAUUGAUGCUAUUCCAGGCACGUUUAGUGCAGAGAAUCCGAGGAAAUAUUCUGCCGUGAAUUGUGGAGAACAUCUUGUCAAGCGUCUGAGGGCUACAUAUUAGGAUUGGUUUUUCCUUUUUCUUUUUAAAUAAAAAGGUAUCAGAAAUGGGUUUUU